CGUGGGGAGGAGGAGGAAAAGGAGGAGGGACGGAGGGGAUGAAGGCUGCAAUGCUCCCGAUGGGGCCGACGGGUUUCAGGGUGCUGGGGGCGAUGGGGCUGGCGCUGAGCUGCGGGACAGCAGGCGCCUUCGUGGUGCACAUGGCCAGCUCCUGCCUGCUGACAGCCAAUGGCUCCCUGGGGGGCUUUGACCUCAUCGUGGCCUUCAACAAGAACCCCCUGGUGUGCUACGACCCCGACGCCUACAUCUUCUACCCCUGUGACGGGUGGCUGCUGCACGAUGUUGCCACUUUGGUCGCCAUCUUCCUAAAUAAUAAUGCCACAUGGGUGCAGCGUGCAGAGGCGCGCAGACAGGCGUGCACUGAGCUGGCUGCACAGUUCUGGGCACACACAGCACUGCGGAGGACACCACCCCAAGUCCGCAUCGUCCCCAUCCCCAUCUCCAACGACCCCGACAGCGUCCGCCUCAUCUGCCACGUCUGGGGCUUCUUCCCACCUGCGGUGACCAUCCAGUGGCUGCAAAACGGCCUCGUGGUGGCCUCAGAAGACACCAAACUGCUGCCCAAUGGGGACUGGACCUACAGGACACAGACGACCCUGAGGGCCAGCACUGCAGCGGGGAGCACCUACACAUGUUCAGUGUGGCACUCCAGCCUGGAGCAGCCGCUGCAGGUGGACUGGAGUCCCAAUUUGUCUCUGGGGAUGAUGGCACAGGUGGCAGUGGCAGUCAUGGCGCUGACCUUGGGGUUGGUGGCAUUCAGCGCUGGGGUUUUCAGCUUCUGUCAGAGGCCACGGGGUCCUGGUGCUGGUCCCAGUCCCCAUCCUGAUGCGGGUUCUGAUUCCAAUCCUGGUCCUCAAAGUGAUCCCCGUCCAAGUUCUGGUCCCCAUCCCAGUCCUGGUCCUCAUUCUGGUUCUGAUCCUCAUCCCGGUCCUGGUCCCCAUCCCAGUCCUGAUCCCCAUUCUGUUUCUGAUCCACAUCCCGGUCCUGGUCCCGGUCCUGGCUUUGCUUCUGGUCCCUAUCCUUGACCCUGGUCCUGGUCCCCAUCCCGAUGCCAGUCCCAGUCCUGGUCCCCAUCCUGGUCCUACUCCCCAGUUUGGGGACCUCAAUGACCGGAAUUCCCAUGUCUCAGCAUGGGGACCCCCAGCUUGGGGUGAGGGGCUCUCAUCCCCCCAAUAAAACCAUCUGCAGCCCCAACAUCGCUCUAAUUCUUCG
Meleagris gallopavo (turkey) is the source of this 1212-nucleotide messenger RNA. RefSeq names its product HLA class II histocompatibility antigen, DM beta chain. Lineage: Eukaryota; Metazoa; Chordata; Aves; Galliformes; Phasianidae. The record is from RefSeq and is a predicted model, not a curated record. Gene Ontology annotation, biological process: antigen processing and presentation; immune response. Gene Ontology annotation, cellular component: MHC class II protein complex; membrane.